GUGCGAUGACGGAGUUUUCCCACGACAUCAUCGUAAAAAGCUUAAGCUCCAAUCUUUUCAGGCUUCCUAGGCUUAAACUCAAUUUAUAGCUAUUGUCAUUACUGAUAAAAGAGCUCGCAUCCCUCCAAAUAAUUCCACUACGGACGACCUUCAACCUCCGCAUUUGUUCGUCAUAUCUCAAGCUUUGACCAAGUAUUUAAGGCUGAUUCCCCUGCAAAAUAUUUAUAAUUGUAGCAAUUCACAGCAACACGGCCCACGCUUGUUGCUGUUUUUUCUGCGACUGCCCCGCCCCCUCCAUUGCUCUUCCGCAAUCGCUACUACCCCGCCAAACUUUUUUUCCUUUUGGCCUUUCCUUACUCGCCCGAGAGCCCAAUCCAAACCUGAAUGAGACGCCCUCUUCCCACUUACAUCUUUUCUUAUUUUUCUUCUUCAUCGUCCCCUUCUGUCUUUCGUCUUCUCCCCGUUUUCUCUCCCAAAAGGUUCUCUUUUCUAGCUUCCAAGAUGUCCUCCCAGCAGAAGAUCGCCAUCGUCUCAGUCUACGACAAGACCGGUCUUCUGGACCUGGCUAAGGGCCUUGUCCAACAGAAUGUUCGAAUUCUCGCUUCUGGAGGCACCUCCAAGAUGAUCCGAGAGUCGGGAUUCCCUGUCGAGGACGUCUCUGCCAUCACCAAGGCCCCCGAGAUGCUUGCCGGUCGCGUCAAGACGCUUCACCCUGCCGUCCAUGCAGGUAUCUUGGCCCGUGAUCUCGCCUCCGACGAGAAGGACCUCGCCGAGCAGAACAUAAACAAGGUCGAUUAUGUCAUCUGCAACCUCUACCCCUUCAAGGAUACCGUCGCCAAGAUCAACGUCAGCAUCCCUGAGGCCGUUGAGGAGAUUGACAUUGGUGGUGUUACUCUUAUCCGUGCUGCCGCCAAGAACCACAAGCGCGUCACUAUCCUCAGCGACCCUAACGACUACGCUGGCUUCCUCAAGGAGCUCGAGAAGGGCGAGAUCACUGAGGCCAGCCGUAACCGCUAUGCCCUCAAGGCUUUUGAGCACACUGCCGACUACGAUGCUGCUAUCUCCCAGUUCUUCCGCAAGGAGUACGCCGGCAACGGCGAACAGUACAGCGCCCUUCGAUAUGGCGCCAACCCUCACCAGAAGCCUGCCGCCGCCUAUGUUUCCGAGGGCAACCUGCCCUUCAAGGUUCUGUGCGGCUCACCCGGCUAUAUCAACCUCCUCGACUCCCUUAACGCCUGGCCUCUGGUCAAGGAACUCAAGAAGGCUCUUGGUAAGCCUGCUGCUGCCAGCUUCAAGCACGUCUCUCCCGCUGGUGCUGCCAUCGGCCUGCCCCUUACCGAGGACGAGAAGAAGGUCUACUUUGUCCAUGACAUCGAGGGUAUUGAUGAGUCUAGCCUCGCCCAGGCCUAUGCUCGUGCCCGAGGAGCCGAUCGCAUGAGCAGCUUUGGCGAUAUGAUCGCUCUCAGCGAUGUUGUUGACGUUCCUACUGCGCGCAUCAUCUCCAAGGAGGUCUCCGAUGGUGUUAUUGCUCCUGGCUACGAGGAUGCCGCUCUUGAGAUCCUCAAGAAGAAGAAGGGUGGACGAUACCUUGUUCUUCAAAUCGACCCCGAAUACAACCCUCCUGCUACCGAGACCCGCACCGUCUACGGCAUCAACCUCCAGCAGCACCGCAACGAUGUCGAGAUCACCCCCAAACACUUCAGCACAAUCAUCACUCCGAAGGACACUGCUUCUCUCCCAGAGAGCGCCGCUCGCGAUCUGACCAUUGCCACCAUUACUCUUAAGUACACCCAAAGCAACUCGGUGUGCUACGCAUACAAUGGCCAGGUUGUUGGUCUCGGUGCUGGCCAACAGUCCCGAAUUCAUUGCACUCGACUUGCCGGUGAUAAGGCCGACAACUGGUGGAUGCGCUUCCAUGAGCGUGUUCUCGGCAUCAAGUGGAAGAAGGGUACCAAGCGACCUGACAAGAGCAACGCCAUCGACCUGCUCGUCAGUGGCCAGCUCCCUAAGGACGGUCCUGAGCGCGAAGCUUUUGAGGGUGUCUUCGAGGAGGUCCCAGCUGCCUUCACCCCUGAGGAACGUGAGGCUUGGAUGAAGCAGCUCAAGGAUGUUUGCGUUUCCAGCGACGCUUUCUUCCCCUUCAUUGACAAUGUCUUCCGCGUUGCUCAGUCAGGGGCCAAGUAUGUUGCCGCUCCUGGCGGUAGCCAAAAUGAUGCCGCCGUAUUCGAUACCGCUGAGAAGCUGGGCAUUACCUUUGUUGAGCAGAACAUUCGUCUGUUCCACCACUAAGUGAUACCUCAUCCAAAGUUUUUUUCAGUUUUUUUUUUUUUUUUUUUGCAAUUUGAUAUGGAAAUGGAAUUGGAAAAGUAAAAAAGGGCUGAAAGUUUUGGCCUGGAAAAGAAGGAUUCCCAGAGAUUGUGAUCUGUACGAUUGCGAUAUUGUAUAUAUGAUAGACUUAACGCCGCGCCCAGACGCUCACUUCAACGUGAUGAUGAUUUAAACCAUUUGUAAAAGCUUUCCGUCCCUGUCCAUUUCUCCCCUCUCGCUCAAAAGUCGGUUUACGCGAGACCGUGAACCCAGCCCAAAUUAUCUAUCCCCUUUGCUCCGUUUCAUUGUUGUCAUGAUCUUGACACCAAGCGCAAAUAAAAACCAGAUGAACCUCAAAUCGUAUUGCUUCCAUGCACCCAUUCCGUAUUAACCAUUUAUGCCCUUAAUCCUCAAUAUCAUCAUCACUCAGCACCAAUUUCUGAGCGAGAAGCCCCGACACAUUUCCUUCCUUUAUACCCGCACUUCUCUUCCGGGGACUCAUUUCCUCUGAUGGCUUAUCUGUUGCCCAAGCUUCUCCCGGCUGCAUGUCGUCAUCUGCGUCAGACUCUUCAUCGGCAGCAUUAAUGCCUUUAAAUGCAACCACCUUCUCAAGUUCGCGCAAACGGAAGCUUGGUGUCUUUCGAGCACGAGCUAUGUGCGCCAUAUAUGGGAGACGCUCAAGGAGCAUCUCGCGCCGGGCUGCACUGCCAAGUGAGAGAAGCGGCGGACUAUCAGGAUCGUCUUCUUGCUGCUGCUGCUUUACCAUAGCUUGACGAUUUAGUUGCUUACGCUGCAUCCAGGAAGUCUCGCCAGAGGAUUGCUGAGGACGACGAAACGCUGUGGCUCCAUCGGUGAGAUUUUUCGUUGCUCCGUCAUCGCCUUUAAGUAGUUUUGUAGACCACAUAUCCACAAACCCUUCUAACUCUUCCUUGGCUCGCCAGAGUUUCAGACUCGUUGGGUAGAACAUCUUGAAGGCGUCGCUGCCCUUGGACAUGGUUGAUGAUUUGCGCUUAACAGGGUUAGGAAGUGAGAAUAACAUGCCCCUGACAGCUACCUGGAAAGUUAUUUCGUCCUGUCGUAGCACAUGGCUGCCAGAGUCUGGGCCUGAAAAGCCACCUCUGCCGCCGAAGAAGAUAUCUCUUGAUGGUGAGAGGAGAUCUGCUUGUGACAGAUACUCGAUACAGUCAUUAACGUAGUCCAUUGGUGUUGACAAGUCCAUAGGAUCUGUGCUCUCACAGGAUAGAACGUAGUUUUCAUGUAAUGCCGAAACAAAAGUAUGUGUAUCUGUACCCGUCUCAUCGAUAAGCGUGUCAACAGACACUUGUGAGCGUUUCGGUCUCGAGAAAUGCGAAAGGAAGCUUGGAAGAUUCUCGACAUUGUCACCUCCUCGUGGAGGAAGUUCGUCUCGUUUGUUGUAGACAACCUUUCCAACAGCAUGGAAAAUACCUAGACUCGCUUCACGUUGAGAUACUUGUUCCAGACUCUCCUCUUCGCCUUGUGUGAGCUUGAUAGCAUCUUUCGCGCCCUUGGUCUGCUUUGUGAGCACGACUUUGUUGCCCCAAUCUCCUUGCUGGUCACCUUUCAGACACAGGAACUCGAGAGAUGACACGGCGUUUCUGAUGUCUCCAAUUUCACCAAGGCGUUUUAGAACUUGAGGGCCUGGUGUUUUCCUGCGACCAGAUUUUCUGGCCUCUUUCUGAACAACGAGCUCGAGUGCCUUCAGGAGUAACGACGGGGCGAUGGCAUUGAACUCAAUCAUACCAACCCCUGGAUGUUGCAAGAUUUCGGGCCCCAAAAGUCGAUGGGCAGUAAAACUGUCCGCCGAUGCAGAAGUUGUAGUCAGAUGAGUUUCUGAAAUGAUCAUGACCACUGGCGUUAUGGGCUCAUGCUGCGAGGGCGUCGCAAACAUGGAUAAAGAGGGUGUACUAUUAGCAAGGUACUGUAAAACGGUGUUCCGGAAGGAUGUUAAAGCCGUUGAAGAUCUUGAAAAUGUGUUAGGAAACUCCUCGAUGAGGAUAACUCGUUUCGAAUCAUCCUUUCGGGUGGUCUGAGAGCUGUUCUGGGUCGAUGACACUGAAGUAUCGGUCUCUAAUGCUCCAAAUUUACCACCACGCCCAAGAAACUCUUGAAAUUGCGCAGAUGCUGAAACGAAACCCAGUCCAGAGCUUCCCGCAGGAUUUCGCCAUUCAAGAAGCUCACUACCCAUGUCGUUUGCCAGAAGUCGCAUAGUCGUUGUCUUUCCGGACCCAGCAGUGCCUUUGAGAAUAAGCAGACGCUGGCGCAUGCGCCCAGCUAUCACAUCCUCCAACCACCGCCUCACAUCGGAGACUUUUUUCUUGUGAACUGCUAAUUCCUCCAGAUUUCGAGGUCCAAAUCGUUCUGACCAAGGGCGUGCGUCGUCAUUUGGCCUAGCUAUAGGUACUGGCUUAGGUGGUUUGAUGAACUUUUGGCUGGCGCUGGGUGCACUAGACAACGACGAUUGCGAGUCGUUUCGCAAUCUCUUCUUAGCAUGCUGUCCAACUAAGCUUGCAGAGCUUGCCUUAUGUUCCGAAAUCUCAUCAUCCUCUGAGAUAGGAUCACUGAUGAUAUCUUCAUGAGGAACGGAUCGCCUAUCUCCAGCACUCGACCGCGCAGCCCUUUGUGCCUGGUUCGAAAAGAGCGUCUUCAAAUCAGCUGUCUUUCCCGUAUCUGCUGCUUUGCCAACAUCCUUGGUACGCUUCGCGCUUGGACUCGUGCUAUUGCUCUUCGCUUGCGCUCGACGAGGCAGCCGAAGUGAGCCAUUCUUGGUUGGCUUGUUGUCAACGAUCUUAGGUUUUGUCGGGCUCGGUGAAGCUGUAGUGACGCGGCUUUUCGUAGAGGAGCUUGGUGAAGUAAUCAGAAACUUGGUCAGGGUGUUUGCACGGGGCGGUUCGUCUUCAUCGUCCGAAGCGUCAACGACAUUCCGCCGGCGGCGCUUCGCGGGCGGAGCCAUCAGCGCAGAGGGUGCAUUUGCAGCAACAGCAUAACGUUCUGAAUGGGUACGCGAUCGAGUUGGAGGGUGCGUGUUGGAGAUUUUCGCAUGCCGUGGGGAGAUGGUGAUGAUGCUGUUGACUAUCUGAUAGCUUUGAUGGAGCGUUAUCGUGCA
Molecule: messenger RNA, 5431 nt
Organism: Fusarium odoratissimum NRRL 54006
Lineage: Eukaryota; Fungi; Ascomycota; Sordariomycetes; Hypocreales; Nectriaceae
Product: bifunctional purine biosynthesis protein ADE17
Exons: 3
Coding region: 385-2289 (634 amino acids)
Biological process (GO): 'de novo' IMP biosynthetic process
Cellular component (GO): cytosol
Molecular function (GO): IMP cyclohydrolase activity; phosphoribosylaminoimidazolecarboxamide formyltransferase activity
Source: RefSeq, a predicted model, not a curated record